AUGGAAUACUGGUGUGGUAUGCACAAUAUGGAAGCAACACGGGACAGUGAUUCUCCGAAGACAGGUGGUCAUGACCAGUUCAGAUGGAGACCUCGUGUUCUCCUGCGCUGGAAGAUAUGGGUGGCAACCGGGGUCAAUGGCAUUCUCGUUGUCAGUUUCUAUCCAGAUCACCUGGAUGGGUCUCUGAAGGUGUAG
Messenger RNA from Opisthorchis viverrini, 195 nucleotides. RefSeq lists its product as hypothetical. The record is from RefSeq and is a predicted model, not a curated record. Lineage: Eukaryota; Metazoa; Platyhelminthes; Trematoda; Opisthorchiida; Opisthorchiidae. Bases 1 to 195 code for a protein of 64 amino acids. The transcript has 2 exons.